UCUGCUCUGUCUGUGUCCCCCUUGUCUCCUCCUCCUCCUCCUCCUGUCCUCCUCUUCCUCCUCCACCUCCUCCUCCUCCUCCUCCUCUCACCGACACACGCUCCUUCUCUUCCGGCCGACUUUAGAACCGCGCGCGCACACCGGCACCGUCUUGGUUCCGCAGCCGGCUCGCGGUGCAGGGAAGCCGGGCAGAGUUGACAGGAGGAGCCGGUGUCUGCUCUGGUUCUCUGAUGGAUUUUACAUAAAAGCAGGAGAGAAACACUGCUGAUGUUAAUUAACCUGCGGAGCUAAUCAGCAGCUUUAAGAUGAGUUUAGUAGCUUGUUAGUGAACGUCGAGGCUGUUUUUUGACCUCUAGCUGAGACAGUAUCGCCGCCUCUUAAAGUGCCUGUUUUUUAAUCCCAGUUUGGUUUAACUGCCUUUGAGCUAAAGGUGCUAAUUUGCGGAGCAGCAGCAGCUAACCGGCUCUAGACGCAGAGUGUAUCCGCUUCAGGAGGCUCCUAACUCGGAUCCGAAUGUUCGGUGCAGACGGUCGGACUCAGCUGCUCGGGUCCAGUUUGUUUCUCGGUGUUUAGUUUAGUUUCCACUCAGAUCAGCUGCUGUUGUGAAUGUAGUCUGACCUCACACACACACACACACACACACACACACUCACACACACACACACACACACAGGUCUGAGGUCAGUUUAAAUGUGGGUUAGAUUGAAGUCCUGAGCUUUAAAUGCUGUGAGUUUAAUCUCAGUUCUGGUUCUCUAGUGUUGAGUUCCGGUUUAUUUAAAGGUUUUUGAGGUAAAGUUGGUUUUAUUGUUUGGUUUAAAUGUGAUCUGAGUUUAGUUAGUUCGGUGUGUAACAGCUCAAAGUGUCCUUAUUGCUAUUUAUUGCAGGUUGAUUUAGAGGUUUUUGGUUUAAUGGGGUUGAAGUGUGUGUGAACCUGGUGUUAGAUGUUAGACCUGCUCGGCUCAUGAUGGCGGAGCUCCAGCAGACCCCCACCUCGCUGUGCUGCUGCCGUAAACCCCUCCCUGCCUCCGGGGGGCGCUGCGGGGGGGACUCGGGCAGGCCCUCGGCGGGCCCCGGGGCCCCGCGAUGCCCCCUGGUAGACGUGGCCUCGGCCUCUAACUUUCGGUGCUUCCAGCUGCGGCACCUCCACCUGGACCUGCGGCUCAACUUCGCAGUGAAGGAGAUGAGCGGUUGGCUGGUUCUGGACCUGGUGCCUGUCCAGCCGGGGGUCCAAACCCUGGUGCUGGACUCCCACCCGUCCCUGCUCAUACACUCUAUAGACUGUAAGGGCCCUGGGGCCCCGCAGGACGAGCCUCUGUCCCUCACGUACCGGGUCGACCCGUUCACUGACUACGGAUCCUCUCUGAACAUCAGCCUGCCGACCACGCUGAAGACCGGCAGACUGGUACACAUCACAGUCCGCUACACAACUACAGACGGACCCGCUAUCUGGUGGCUGGACUCAGAGCUGACCUGUGGACAGUCUCGUCCUCUCGUCUUUACUCAGGGUCACUCGGUGUGUAACCGUUCCUUCUUCCCGUGCUUCGACACGCCCGCCAUCAAGAGCACCUACACCGCCACGGUCCGGGUCCCAGAGGGAGUGACGGUGCUGAUGAGCGCCUCUCGCAGCUCGUACUCUAAGCAGGACCGAGUGUUCCAGUUCUCCAUGGAGUUCCCGGUCCCGUCCUACCUGGUGGCUCUAGUAGCUGGAGAGCUGCAGCACGUCGACGUCGGCCCGCGGAGCCGUGUGUGGGCCGAGCCGUGCCUGCUGGCAUGUGCGGUGAAGAAGCUGGGCGGCAGCGUGGAGCGCUGGCUGGCCGUGGCCGAGCAGCUGUUCGGAGCGUACCUGUGGGGCAGGUGCGACAUCGUGUUCCUGCCCCCCUCCUUCCCCAUCGUCGCCAUGGAGAACCCGUGCCUCACCUUCAUCAUCGCCUCCAUCCUGGAGAGCAGCGAGUUCCUCCUCAUCGACGUCAUCCACGAGAUCGCACACGGCUGGUUCGGGAACGCCGUCACCAACGCGACCUGGGAGGAGAUGUGGCUGAGCGAGGGGCUGGCGACCUACGCCCAGAGGAGGAUCACUACUGAGGCCUAUGGUGAGGCGUUCACCUGCCUGGAAACUGUCGUCAGAUUGGACGCUCUGCACAGACAGCUGCGUCUCCUAGGAGACAACAACCCUGUUAGCAAACUGCAGGUCAAGUUUGAGCCAGGUGUGAACCCCAGCACUCUGAUGAAUCUCUUCACCUAUGAGAAAGGUUUCUGCUUUGUGUCGUAUCUCUCUGAACUCUGUGGAGACGUGAGACGCUUCGACUGCUUCCUGAGGGACUACAUCUCAGAGUUUAAGUUUCAGAGCGUGGUAGCUCAGGAUCUCAUCGACUACUUCCUGAAUUAUUUCCCAGAGCUGAAGGACGCUGCCGUGGCAACCAGAGAAGGUCUGGAGUUUGAUCGCUGGCUCAGCGGUUGUGGUCCUCCGCUGUACGAGCCGGACCUGUCAGCAGGAGGCGCUCUGACCCGGCCCGUCCAGGACCUGUGUGACGUCUGGAGGGGCUCCGACCCCCCCGACCUGCAGCUGCUCUCCACCUAUCAGCUGACAGAGUGGAGCACCUUCCAGAUCGUCCUGUUCCUGGACCGCAUGCUGGACCGCUCCCCCCUCCCCCACGAGGUGAUGGUGAGUCUCUCGUCUUCGUACUCGUCUCUGUUUGACAGUCUGAACGCUGAGGUUCAGAUCCGCUGGCUGCAGCUCGUCGUCAGGAACAACUUCUACCCUGAUCUGCCCCGAGUCAGAGCCUUCCUCCAUAAACAUACGUCCAGGAUGUACACGGUGCCGCUGUACGAGGACCUGGUUGCCGGGGUGAUGAAGUGCGUUGCCUUGGAGAUCUUCUACCAGACGCAGCGGCGCCUGCAUCCCAACCUGAGACGGACGUUACAUCAGAUCCUCUUCCAGACCGCCGCCGCUCCGACCAAUCAGAACAGCCCUGCGCUCCCCCUCAUCCCCCCCUCCCCUUCUCCAUCACUGUCCCCGUCACCCGCCCCCACGGCAACCGCCUCCUCCACCGCCAACGCCGCCGCUGCUGCUACCGGGACGACCAACGGCAUCGCUCUGCGGGACGUCAACGUGUCCGCGUGAUGACGAAGGAUUCUCCAUCGGCACGCUGGCAAUGGAGGCCGUUGCCAUGGCGAUAGAGGCCGUUGCCGUUGCCGUUGCCGUGGCGAUGGCGGCGGCAGCCUUAUAACUACAGACGCUGAAAGUGUAAACACUGUGACAGGAAGUCUCACUCCGGAUCCUGAAGGUAGAGGAGGUCGAAGGUGCUUUUCUAUUGGUCGCUGAAUGUGUGACAUCAUCAGCAGCAGCAGCAGCUCUGACUCAGACGCCCGUUUCUGCCAAUGGAAGAAGAGCUAGAAACGUUAACUUCCUGUUUGAAUCAUUUCACAGUAAAACGUUCAAAUAUUUAAACUUUCACUUUAAAAUCUGAAGCUUGAACUUUAUUUAGUUGAUCAGCUGAUUGAUUAUUGAUUAUUAGUUUAUAGUUUGUGUUCAGUCAGAUCAUGUUUGGAUGAUUAUUAUUAUUAUUAUUAUUAUGAUCACAGAGCAGACUCUCCCUUUAAUUCACAGCUGCAGUUACAGCUCAAAACACAACCAAACAUCUGUGAGAUUAAUCAGCUGAUCAUUAAUAACGUUAUAAUGAUUAUAAAUGCCGUCGUUGAUGACGUCAUCACGCUGCGUUUUUUCUUCUGUGGUGGUUUAAUUAGUCUGUCAGCUGAUACUCAAACAACAGAAGAAGAAACUUUAAUUCAUGUUUUAUUUUAUUUUCACAGUUCUGUUAAAAUCUGAUUUCAUGUUUAAAAGUUGGCAGAAACGGGCCGUGUGUGUGUGUGUGUGUGUGUGUGUGUGUGUGUGUGUGUGUGUGUGUGUGUGUGUGUGUGUGUGUGUGUGUGUGUGUGUGUGUGUGUGUGUGUGUGUGUGUGUGUGUGUGUGUGUGUGUAACCGAUGCGUUCACUGUCCCGUUAAAGUGAGCCCCAGCAGAGAGACUCUCCCUCCCUGUGACAUCAUCACCAGCUGACCUCAGAGGCCUUAAUGCUGCGUUCGCUGCAGCUGGGAGAUUUCAGACUUCUCCUCUGACUGUUUGUUUUUUUACCUUCGAUCACCAGCAAUAAACAGACUGAGACACUUUAAAUGAUGAUUGUUAUAUUUUAAAUUAAAAGUUGAAAUUAUGUUGACGGGAACAAAAACAACAAACAUUUAUUUUAUUAAACACGCUGAUUGACUCUCUGCGGAUUUUCAAUCAAAUAAAUGUUUGUUGUUGUUGUUUGUGUCCGUCCUCCUCAGCUCUGGAACGCCCCACUGUCUCCAGCUGUUCCUGAACGCCUCUCCACAGAUCACUCAAAUAAACACUUGAACUUAAACGCAGAA
Molecule: messenger RNA, 4405 nt
Organism: Scomber scombrus (Atlantic mackerel)
Lineage: Eukaryota; Metazoa; Chordata; Actinopteri; Scombriformes; Scombridae
Gene: rnpepl1
Product: arginyl aminopeptidase like 1
Exons: 11
Coding region: 962-3121 (719 amino acids)
Biological process (GO): proteolysis
Molecular function (GO): zinc ion binding; metalloaminopeptidase activity
Source: RefSeq, a predicted model, not a curated record